Molecule: messenger RNA, 2445 nt
Organism: Brachypodium distachyon (stiff brome)
Lineage: Eukaryota; Viridiplantae; Streptophyta; Magnoliopsida; Poales; Poaceae
Product: L-type lectin-domain containing receptor kinase IX.1
Exons: 2
Coding region: 1-2295 (764 amino acids)
Biological process (GO): protein phosphorylation
Cellular component (GO): plasma membrane
Molecular function (GO): protein kinase activity; ATP binding
Source: RefSeq, a predicted model, not a curated record
AUGGCCAUCCAGCUCAAGCAUACUACCCAUUGUCUCUGCAGCAUUCUCCUGCUGGUGUUCUUGAUGUCCCAAGCGAAGGCGGAGCCGUGCAAAUGCCCCGACUCCGACCAGCAAGAUCGCUGGGCUGACAUGGGUGAUCUCGGUUUACAAUACCAUCUGAUCGACCAAGACUCCGGGCUCGUACGGACGGUUGGCUCCAACCUCCUCCGCGACCUGUCUGACUCGGACGCGAAGAACAAGAACCACACCUGGGUAUUGUCUACAAUCGACGGAUCGGUGGCACUAUUGAACCAUCGCAACUCCCCCGGAGCGGAGGCGGCGUCUUUCGUCAUCACCAUCGUCUACCAGCCGCUGUGGAACCAGAACCAAAGCGGUAUCACUUUCCUCAUCCUCCCCGCCGAGGCUCUAGAGGAUCUUGAGGCGCAUCAGCACGGGUCAAACGGCUCACUGGCGAAGCAACUGGUGGCCAGGGCCAACAUGGUUGGCCCGCUCGACUUCUCAAAAGAAGACUUAUACCAGAGCUCGAGCGCCAUCAACGGCGAGGUCUCCGUCAAUAUCGGUGUGCUGGCUAACCACGCCAGGCCAAGGUCGUCCGAUGGUAUCAUGGCUGUCGAUAUCAGCUUCGCCUCUAGCUCUGACGAAAACUACCUUUCCAUGUUGUACACCGUGUGCAUCAAAUACAACCAUUUCGAGCGCCGCCUGUCGGUGUACAUGGGCGUAGCGGAAGAUCCCCAGCCUGACAACGCCAUAGCCGAGGUGCACCUCAACAUCAGCACUGUCGUCUCCCAGAACGUCUACUUCGGCCUCCUUUCCACGGUGGCGCAGAAGCUCCACAUGGGCGCCGGAGGAUUUCGUGCCACAAUUCUGUACUACAUACCCCGUGCCUACGACAACAACCGAGGCUCCCUGUCCAGGAAAGUGACUAUACUAUCCUCAGUCCUUGGGUCCGCAGCCGCCACGGCCGCGCUGGCAGCCGCCAUCGCAUACUACUUGAACUCCAAGUACCGGCAAAGGCGGAAGGAGCUGGAAAAGCUGGCGAGGUCCAUGGAGCGCCUCCCGGGGGUGCCGAUCCAGGUUGAAUUCGCCGACAUCAAAAAGGCCACCCGCAAUUUCCACGACGACAUGAAGCUUGGGGCAGGUGGCUUCGGCGCAGUCUACAGAUGCACACUCCCCGCCGCCGCAUCCAAGACAGGGCAACCCAUGGAGGUGGCUGUCAAGAGGUUCACACGGCGGGGCGAGCAGAACCGCUGCUAUGAUGACUUCCUCGCCGAGGUCAGCAUCAUCAACCGGCUGCGCCACAAGAACAUCGUCCCCCUCGUCGGGUGGUCUUACCACAAAGGAGAGCCGCUGCUUGUUUUCGAGUUCAUGACCAACGGCAGCUUGGACCAACACCUCUUCCCCAGAGCUGCCGGCAGCGCCAACGCAGCCAUCCGGCGAUGGGCCACCCGGUACGAGAUCGUGAGGGGCAUAGCCACCGGCCUGCACUACGUUCACCACGAGUACGAGCCCGUUGUGCUUCACCGCGACAUCAAGGCGAGCAACAUCAUGCUCGACUCGUCCUUCUGCGCCCGCCUCGGUGACUUCGGGCUGGCCUGCACCGUGGCCGUCGACAGGAACUCUGCCACCGGCGUCGGUGGCACGUGGGGCUACAUCGCGCCAGAGUACGCGUAUUGCGGCAAGGCGACGCGGCAGACCGACAUCUACGCGCUUGGGGUGCUCAUCCUGGAGGUCGUCACAGGCAAGCGGGCGCUUCUGGCAGCUGAUCUGGUGGUCGAUGAGGACGAUGUCCAUAUCACGGACCGGGUGUGGCGGCUCCAUCGCGAGGGGAGGCUGGGAGAGUGUGUGGAUACUGUGCUGCUAGCUGCUUCUUCCGAGGACAAUGACAGCGACGAGCAGCUGGCCGGUCUUGGCGAAGACACAGAACGGCUACUGCUCCUGGGAUUGGCAUGCAGCAACCCGAACCCAUCGGACCGGCCAUCAAUGCCUGACGUGGUGCAGGUCAUCGCCAAGUCGGCCCCGCCCCCGGAGGUGCCAUCCCAGAAGCCAAGAUUUGUGUGGCCGCCGCCGGAAUGGGAUGCCAACACAGGUGAUGAUAGCACAAGCACAGCGAUGGCGACGACUAAUCCGGACAGCAGGAGUAGAGUAAGCAUGGACGAGCUGCAGACGUUGGGGAUGCCGCCGACUGCGCCAGCACCCGCCGCAGUAGGACAUGCCUCGUUUGAACUAGAGCACUCAGUGUAUGCCACAGCGACCAGUUCUCUCCUGCCGGGGGAGAUUCCGAGGAGAAGAAGAUAACAACCUCGUCUCUGCUCUCGAUUCUAGCCGGACAGCAUAUGGUCAUGGUGCAUCGAAUUACUGGCGGCAGAUUGUUCCGGCAAAUUAAAUUCUAUCUAUCUGGCCACGUGUGGCCUUUCUAUUUUCCGCAGUUUACAACUCCUAGAGUAG